AAUUGGCUGAGCGGUUAGUCCAUCACAGGAUUACACGUUCCAGGGUAGGUUGGCACGGGCGCCGUAGCUAGACCUAGGAGGCUGCAGCUAAAACGCCCAGUUGAAUCCGCAACUAAUACGUUUGGGGUGUUUUUCUUCCUACCCUUCGCACUCUAAAGUGUGACUAUGUCAUGAGGAAUGCACAGGUUUGCAGCGAAUCUUUUGACAGCCAGUCAUUUCUUCUUGCAGCACUUUUCGCGGGUUUGAAAAAAUGGAUUAGUACCGCACGAGUCUAAUUCCUGGAUGCGAUUUGUAGAAGUUUGAAAAAUAACGUCAGCGUGCUUGAUCUAACGUUGGCUUGCUGGAUUUUAAAAACCGCUGCAACGUGAUAGGAACACUGGCAAACAUUUUCUAGAAGUGAGAAGCUAGCUGAGCUAAAGACGCUGUGGACUGAGAGCUAUCAAGCUGUAUGUAUAUUUUCUUAAGCUUCCUCCUCCUGCUAAUUGGAUUGUACUUCACCAGUCAAAGAUUUCUUCGCAGUCCUGCUCCGGCUGCUGUGGAGGUGGACCGGGACGAAAGAUGGGACUACCCGCUCUGGAAUUCAGCGACUGCUAUCUGGACAGUCCGCAGUUCCGGGAUAGAUUGAAAUCUCACGAGCUGGAACUGGAGAAGACUAACAAGUUCAUCAAGGAGCUGAUCAAGGAUGGGAAGGCGCUCAUACAAGCACUGAAAAACCUGUCCUCGGCCAAGAGGAAGUUCGCAGAGUCCCUGAACGAAUUCAAGUUCCAGUGCAUCGGGGAUGCUGAGACGGAUGAUGAGAUAUGCAUCGCGAGGUCGCUGCAGGAGUUUGCGGGCGUUUUGCGGAACCUGGAGGACGAGAGAACUCGCAUGAUCGAAAACGCCGGCGAUGUCCUGAUCACCCCCCUGGAGAGGUUCCGGAAGGAGCAGAUCAGCGCUGCCAAGGAGGCCAAAAAGAAGUACGACAAGGAGACGGAGAAGUACUGCGGGGUCCUGGAGAAGCACUUAAGCCUGUCCUCCAAGAAGAAAGAGUCGCACCUUCAGGAGGCGGACAGCCAGGUGGACCACGUCCGCCAGCACUUCUACGAGGUUUCGCUGGAGUACGUCUUCAAGGUGCAGGAGGUCCAGGAGCGCAAGAUGUUUGAGUUUGUCGAGCCGCUGCUGGCGUUCCUCCAGGGGCUGUUCACGUACUACCACCACGGGUACGAGCUGGCCAAGGACUUCAACCACUUCAAGACCGAUCUGACCAUCAGCAUCCAGAACACGCGGAACCGCUUUGAGAGCACGCGCUCGGAGGUGGAGUGUCUGAUGAAGAAGAUGAAGGAGAACCCUCACGAGCACAAGAGCGUGAACCCCAGCACCAUGGAGGGGUACCUGUUUGUGCAGGAGAAGCGGUCCUUUGUGUCUUCCUGGGUGAAGUACUACUGCACGUACCACCGCGAACCCAAACGGGUCACCAUGGUGCUGUUCGACCAGAAGUCCGGAGGCAAAGUCGGUGACGAAGACUCCUUCACACUCAAGUCCUGCACACGGAGGAAGACGGACUCCAUCGAGAAGAGGUUCUGCUUCGACGUGGAGGCCGUGGACCGGGCGGGCGUGAUCACCAUGCAGGCUCUCUCUGAAGAGGACCGCAGGCUGUGGAUGGAGGCCAUGGAUGGGAGAGAGCCGGUCUAUAACUCAAACCGAGACUGCCAAAGUGAAGGAAUGGCUCAGCUGGACGUCCUCGGCUUCAACGUCAUCAAGAAGUUCAUCCAUGCCGUGGAGACCAGAGGUAUCGACGAGCAGGGUCUGUACCGGAUCGUGGGCGUGAACUCCCGAGUUCAGAAGCUCCUCGGCCUGGCGAUGGACCCCAAAACCUGCGCGGACGUGGAGCUGGACGGCUCUGAGUGGGAGAUAAAGACCAUCACCAGUGCGCUCAAAUACUAUCUCAGGAUGCUGCCCGCACCCCUCAUGACCUACCAGUUCCAGCGGAGCUUCAUCAAAGCUGCCAAACUGGACAUUCCAGAGGCCAGAAUCGCGGAGGUCCACAACAUCGUCCACCGGCUGCCCGAGAAGAACAGGCAGAUGCUGGAUUUACUCAUGAAACACCUGGCAAACGUGGCCAGCCACCACCAGCAGAACCUGAUGACCGUGGCCAACCUGGGCGUGGUGUUCGGCCCCACCCUGCUGCGGUCGCAGGAGGAGACGGUGGCCGCCAUCAUGGACAUCAAGUUCCAGAACAUCGUCAUCGAGAUCCUGAUCGAGAACCACGAGAGGAUCUUCAAGGACCCGCCCUCGAACUCCCAGAACCACCCCCUCCGCAGACGCAGCACGGAGACCAAGCCCCCCUCCUGCAGCGAGAGGCCCCUCACCUUCUUCCACACGCCCCCGCCCGCCGAGAAAGCGAAGCGGAGCAGCCUGGCUCUGAACUCCAGUGUGGACUCGGUCCUCACCCACGGCUCGGUCAACUCCAACAGCACCCAGGGCCGGGCCCACCAGAACAGCCUGACGGGCAGCGAGCCGGACCUGGACGGGGCCCCGGUGGGGAAACAGCCCCGGCCAAACUCCCUGCUGAGCCCGAAGAGCCGACCCAGCGCUCCCACCAGCCCGGCCUCCCCGAGCCCCACCUCGCCGCGGUCCCCCUCCUGGCCGAUGUUCUCCGCACCCUCCAGUCCCCAGCCAGCCUCCUCCACCUCCAGCGACUCCUCCCCCUUAAGCCCCCCCUUCCGGAAAGCGCGGGCCCUCUACGCCUGCAAGGCCGAGCACGAGUCCGAGCUGUCCUUCAUCGCCGGGACCAUCUUCGAGAACGUGCACCCCUCCCGCGAACCCGGCUGGCUGGAAGGCACUCUGGACGGGAGGACCGGGCUGAUACCAGAGAACUAUGUGGAAUUUGUGUGACCCCUGAGGUCAGGGGUCAGGGGUCAGAGGUCACUGACCCCUUCCCAAUCGCCCUGCGCAAGAAAGCCCCCUGGAGGGGCUGCAGAUCGACCGGGGAGCAGAGAGAGAGAGUGCGCGUGCGUGUGUGUGUGCGUGUGUGUGCACAUGUGAGAGUGCGUGUGUGCGUGCGUGUGUGUGCGUGCAUGUGUCAGAGUAUGUAUGCGUGUGUGGCGCGUGUCAGAGUGUGUAUGCGUGUGUGUGUGCACGUGUCAGAGUGUGUAUGCAUGUGUGUGUGUGUGCGCGUGUCAGAGUGUGCGUGUGUGUGAGUGUGUGUGCGUGCGUGCGUGUGUGUGUGUGUGUGUGUGUGUGUGUGUGUGUGUGUGUGCGUGUGUGCGUGCGUGCGUGUGUGUGUGUGUGUGUGUGUGUGUGAGUAGAGCGUGUGAGUGGAGCAGUGCGAUUGCAGGCUCACUCUCACCCUCCUCUCGCUGAGCUUUCUGCUUCUGCUCUGCCGAGGGAACCAGCUGGUGAAUGCCCCCACUUCCCCUUUCAGUGCACGACUCGGGGGGGGGGGGGUACUGGCUGUACUGUCGGCAGGACUUCGUGGCCUAAUUGCAGCAAGCACACUGGCGGGAACCACAAAGCCCCGCCCUCAGUUUAAAGCGCACUUGUGUGAUUGGUCUGCUGUGCACGUUUCCAUGGCAGCAGACAAAGCUCCCGUGCAUUAGAGUUGUCCUCCAUUGCAACAAAAAAAAAAAUUACUUUUCAUGCUGUGCAUCGGGUGAAGUGCUAUUAAAUCUUACAGCAGUUUCUUUUUUUUUUUCCCCCAGUAGUUUGGUCCUGUAGUCUGCUUUUGCUGUAAUUCCAUUUCUGAUGUGUGUCAUUAGUGGGGAAAAAAAUAUAUACUCACAUCCACUUAAUGGACGCAUUCCUUCACAGUACAAAAUGCAAAAUGAUAUAUUUUAAAAACUUAUUUUUCCGGGAACUCCGCAUUUCAGUUGAGUACGGGCGCAGUUUCUAUCAGCAUAUGUAGAAUUUCUGAUAUUUCUGAAGGUGUGUGUGUGUGUGCUAUUCCUUUUAUCCAUUUAGAUUUUUUGCGAUUGUGGUCCUCUCACUGGCCCAUAUUCCACAAUGUUUUUAUUUUAUUUUAUUUUUUUAAAUUUUAAUCACAAACCGUGCAAAGCGUAUCAAAGGGAACAUCGGAUUCGAAGCACGGUGCAACGUGAUUGGCUGCACCUCCGUCGACCGUUGCCAUUUUUUUUCUUGCAAUGGAAGACCUUACUGCGAUGCCUCCAGUUCAGUGUCACGCAGGGUUUUUGUUGCAAUUGAGCCUAAAACUUCUGUUAACAAACAGCACCUCGCUUCUUGAAAGAUUUUUUCCCCCCCCCCCUUCUUUUUUUUUUUUUUUUGUCAUGCUCUGUCUAUUUUUUCUUGGAACUAUUAUGAAGAAUCUGGUAUCGUUAAACUGGGGGAGAAAAGGUUCUUUUUUCUUAGACGCAUAAGAUAUGUUAAACUUUCUUUUGGGGAAAAACGUUCUUUACAGCAAUAUACAUGUGGAAAUGGUAAAAAAAAAAAAGAAUUAUUACAAAUAUAUAUAUAUAUUGUGAAAAUGGGCUACUUUGAUCUUUAUGUAAUCUCUGCUAUUUAUAAUGCAUUGAAUUAAUAUUCUAGGAUGGGGUCCUAAAAUGGCUUUAUUUUAUUGGGUGUGUAUGGUAUUAACAUAUUGUAAAUACUGGCAUUUGAUAAGGCAUCAUUUUUCUAAGUACAAAAUUUUUUUAUAUUUUCUAUUGUAGCAUACUAACUUAAUUUUUUAGCAAUUUGAUUUUUUUUUAAUGUGUCAAGUUUUGAGCCUGCCUUAAUAAUGUUUUAUUGGAGAUUUAUAUGAGCAUUGUACAGAUUUCCUUCCCAUUAAAGACCAACACAAAGGGA
Molecule: messenger RNA, 4779 nt
Organism: Anguilla rostrata (American eel)
Lineage: Eukaryota; Metazoa; Chordata; Actinopteri; Anguilliformes; Anguillidae
Product: rho GTPase-activating protein 26-like
Exons: 24
Coding region: 559-2874 (771 amino acids)
Biological process (GO): signal transduction
Cellular component (GO): cytoplasm
Molecular function (GO): protein binding; GTPase activator activity
Source: RefSeq, a predicted model, not a curated record